GCUUAAUGGUGAAUAAAGGCAAAGACCUGUAUCAAUAUGAACCAUGCGUGUGAAAAGCAAUAUUGUACAGGUAUAGUAUAAGUCGGAGAUUGUAGCAAGUAUCCAUAACAACCACGCUGCGUCUUAGUUUCUAUUGAUGUGAACAAGACUGGUGAUUCAGGCAUUGUCGCUUACCCUUCCUCGUGUACCAUCAGGUGUACAAGCGGAUUAAAUCACACCGGGGUCUUUCAUCUACAGGCAGAGAGAUGGCUGAAAUGAAAUGCUGUGUUCUUUGAUGUUCUGUGCUGGACUGACAGUAGUUUUAUGAAUCGGAUGAUGACAGAGAUCAAAUGGCAACAACGGACCCAAGAGCUUGUUACAAAAUAGCCGUGCAGAACAUACUAACCGGCAAACUACAGGACAUCCCAGAGUUACCGAGACAGACGGUCAACAUUUAUGUGUGCUCCAAUUAUUCAGAGUUUGAAGUUGAAAGAGCGGCACUUCUGAAAGACACAUUUCCUACUCUCCAGUAUCAUUGCCUGAAAUACGGCAUAGACCUGCACUGGGUAGACGUUCAUCAUGCAAAUCAGAUUGACCAUGCCAAAAACACGCACAUGUUUCAACGUCAUAUGUCCACUUUGGAAGAAUGCCACAGGAAAUCAUCCGGACCUUUCUUUAUUUGCUUACUUGGAUCAAAGUAUGGUAAAUGUCCAUUGCCAAAUUACCUUGACGAAGCCGAAUUUACACAUAUUAGGAAUGAGGCAUUUGAAGGUGGAAAAGACAUUAGACAACUUGAUGAAUGGUACGUCAAAGAUGAAUACUCUGUUCCUGCAUUGUAUAAACUGAAACCAAUCCAAGAUGUCUCCAAAAAUAGAAAGCUGUGUGUCAAUCAGAGGGAACAUCAGCAGUCUGUGGAAGAAGAAUCUAUUUACUCAAGUUUAUUGGACAUCAUUCAGUAUGGCGCCAAAAUAGCCCACGACGAAGGAAAUAUAAAUCAAGUUCAUAUCCAAAAGCAAGAAAGAUUUUUUACUUCAGCCUUUGAACAAGAGGUCGCUUUGGCUCUGAAACUUAACUGCAGACAAGGAGUUUUCAUCUUUAGAAAUAUUGACGAAACCAAAGAUAAAGAUGACAAAGUCUCUUUGGCUGACCUUUCUCAAAAGGAUAAGGAGGACCAAACCAAUCAGGAAAAACUCAACAAUCUGAAAUAUGAGGUAGACUCAAAAGUUCCCAGGACAAAUGUGUUUUCUUUUACGAUUGCUGCAAAUAAUUCUGAGGUUUCUUCAGAAAAUCCGGAACAUGUAACUUAUCUAGAAAACAUGACAGCUGCAGUAGCCAUGCGACUGAGAGAUUUAUUUGAUGAAAACGAAAAGACCAAGCUUUGUUUUCCAUCGACGAAGAAAGGAGAACUCUGCUUAGAAACGUUAGUACAUUUACAACAUUGCAAUGAAUUACUAAAAGUAUAUAACGGAAGUGGGUUGGAGAUUAUCCUAUCUAAGAUACAAAUGCUACUCAUGAAUGGAACUAAGGCUGAACAUCAACUUAUCAUUGUAAAAGGAGAUCCUGGUUGUGGAAAGUCACAUUUUCUGUCGAAAGUUUGUUUUCGUGCAAGAGAACUUUUUGGCAAAGACACAAUACUUAUACCAAGAUUCAUCGGAAUUACUCCUAAAUCAAAAGAUAAACAGAAGAUUUUGAGGGAUAUUUGUGUUCAACUCAAUUUUGUUUUACAACAGAACAUUUCUCUUGAUGAAUAUGAUGACUCCCACCUCACAAAUUACUUUUAUGGUCUUGCAAACCGCAUUUCCAAAGGCCAGCGCAAUCUGGUGAUAAUGUUGGAUGGCGUUGAAAAUUUAGAGAACCUAGUAAAUGGUGAACACCAGUCAAUGAUUGACUGGUUUUCGGUCAAACUACCCCCAAAAGUUCAUCUCAUCAUUUCUUACAGACCGAGCGGAAAUUACGUUUUCCAAAAACUUGAAGCCAAAAGAAACAAUGUAGUAGAUAGCAUGAUAAUUUUUCCGAGUUGGACAAGCGAGCGAAUCCGAGAUGCUUUAUUGUUUAUACUUUCAAAACACAAGAGAGUGAUUGCCAAAAAUAAAGAAAAGUUGAUAGUAAGUCAUCUUCUUAAAGCGUCUCCAUUUGUACUCCAACAUGUGCUUUGUCUCAUGAAAGACGAGCGCGUGGACAACAAUGUUAUUAACAAUCAUUUUCCUAUUUCGAAUGAAGAAAUAGUGCACAAAAAAUUGGACCAGCUGGAGUUUAAAUUUGGUAGUGAGAUCGUGGAAGCGGUGUGUCGAUAUAUCACUCUAUCAAACCUUGGAUUAAGUGAAACUGAACUCUUAGACAUAUUGUCCUGUAACAAUGAUGUUGCAUUGUCAAUUUUAAGGUCAAGUAAUUCCGAGUUCUUUCGGUUCCCUUGGUACAUAUGGAUACACCUUAAAAACGAGAUAGGUUUGUUACUAGCGCAACGUUAUGUGCACAGAAAAGUUGUAUUUUGUUGGUCGCAAGGAUUUGUGGAAGAUAUCAUUCGAAGAAGGUACAUGGCAAAUGUAGACAGCAUUUGUGGUAUACACUCGGAUCUAACCGAACUGUUUUUGGAGACGUGGAUAGAAGGAAAACGAGUUCUUCUUAAGGAGAAUGCAACAUUGAAAGAGGAUGUGCAAAGAUACGUUUGUCAUCAACCCUUAUUGUACAGCGAGACAAAAUAUAACAAAAGAAAAAUUAACGAACUUUGGAUACAACUUCUACAAUUAGGUGAUACUAGACGUCUUAAGGAAUACACCUUGUGUAACUUUGAGUAUUUGCUGUCAAUGAUCGAUUCUUCGUCAGUAAACACGGUUCUUCAGAAUUUCCGACUAGCCAUGUCCAGACUCGUUGAUGCUGAAAUCUUCCUGAUUUAUAACUGCUUGUUAAAAUCAUGCCCCGUGCUGAUGCGACAACCUACACAAUUAGCCAACGAGCUAAUUGGUUACUUGAAAGAAAUCAAAGACUAUUUUCCAUUAUAUGUUGAACCUCUUGUGACCCAAAGUAUGCAGUGGUGUGAUACAUAUAGCGAGCCAUUAUUCAUUCCUAUGACGUCAUGGUUACCCAGUCCGUACCUGCCUCUUGUUGCUUCAUUGGAUUGUGUAGAUGGCGCCAACCUUAUCGCACCACUGCGCAAUAAUCAACAUAUCCUCUGUUCAUAUGGUCUCCUUGAUAUUGCGAUGUACCAUGUACCAUCCAAAAAGUUGCUCAAGUUGUUUUCUGGCCACAGAAGCAGUGUAAGAUGCAUUAUUCUGUCACACAAUGAGCAAUAUUGUAUCAGUGGUUCAGAAGAUUGCACCAUCAGGUUCUGGAAAUUUGCUGAAGGAUUGUGCACUAGAGUCAUAAGAGAACAUCUUGGGGCUGUUCUUUGUCUGACGAUGACCUCGGAUGAUGACAUCAUAAUAAGUGGGUCUGAUGAUACAACGAUUGUCGUGUUCUCAGUCAUGAGUGGAAAACGAAUCGAUGUUCUGAAAGGACACACGAAAGCUGUGACGGCAUUGAAGCUGAAUAGCAAUGCUGACCUUCUAGCAUCAGCAUCUCGUGACACUAAGAUAAUUGUUUGGUGCAUGCAAGAAAAGGUCCAACUGCUGUCGGUGGAUGAUAUUCAUUCACCAAUUUCUUGCAUGGAUUUGACAAUGGAUAAUACAUUUUUGCUUGCAGGCUGCGAGGACAGCAGUCUAAAUGUACUGUCAUUCACCACGGGGUCUUGGAUUCAUCAACUUAAAGGCCACAAAGGAUGGGUAAGGUCUUUAGCUCUGGCUAAUAACUGUAACCACGUGUUUGCUGGCUGCCAGGACAACCUGAUUUACCUGUACAAUUUUCGGACCACUGAACUGUUAGAUGUCUUCAACGGUCACACUUCCUCGGUGACGGAUAUCAGAAUUUCCAAGGAUCAGUCGCUCAUCUUCACAGCAUCCGAGGGAAAGAUAAAUUUAUGGAGUUUUUUGCCCAAAAUGACAAAGCACAUCAAAAGUGACGAACAUAAAUGCAUGAUAACAUGUGUGGCAGUUACGAGUGAUGGAAAAAUCGGAAUGUCAGGGGGUACUGAUGGCGAAGUAAAGCUAUGGGAUCUGGAGACAAAUACUUAUUCAGAAAGCUUUCUUGGUCACAGCGGAGCUGUUGCUAGCAUAGAGCCUGCUUCUAAUGGUGCGUUUACAGUCACAUCAGCGGAAGACAGGAAAAUCAAAGUCUGGAGUAUGACUCUGGCUAUCGUCAUUACAAACUAUGAGAAACAUGACAGUUUUGUUCGACAAAUUAAGAUAAUAGAAAAUGAUAUGCAAAUUUUAUCCUACGAUGUUAUGGGGCAUUUCCACUUGUGGCAAGCUGAGGAUGGAGCGACUCUUAUAUCGUUUGACAGACAUGCAUUUACAUUCAUUUUAUCUACAGACUGUCAACUUCUUGUUACAGCAAGGGGAGAUAACUGUGCACGAGUUUGGAAGACGAAAUCAGGGACUUUGGUCACUGGGAUAUGUCAUUCGGAGAAGAUCACGUGCAUGUGUUGUGAUAUCAGAGACAAAUACCUUGUGACCGGGUCAGAGGAUAAAUCUUGCAAGGUGUGGGACCUUACCACUGGAAAACUCACACAGGUCUUAGUCGAGCACAGUACAUGUGUAAUCAAUGUAACCAUCAAAAGUGAUAGUAGCACUGUCAUAUCAGGGGCCAGCGACGGGUGCAUCAUGGUUUGGGAGGUAUCCAGUGGGGAGUGUAUACAUAAACUAAAUACCCACACGUCAUGUAUUACCUCGCUUAAAUUUCUGUCCAACGAACAAUUUGUCAUAUCAUCGUCCAAAGAUGGAACCAUUAGACUAUGGGAUGUGGUUUUGGGUCUGCAUGUAGCAAUGAUCGACAUGCAUCACCCGGUAUUGAGUUGCAGUAUGUCGGAGAACUGUUGUAGAUUCGUCGUUCAUUUAGAGAACUGUAAGCGUGUGCCGUUGCUAUGUCUACAUAACUGUCCGGAACCUACCAACUCCUCUACGUCUGAACCGAACUUCAGCUAUACCAAUAGAAAUGAAGACACGAGUCCUAUCUUACCAAUACAUCCUAAGAUUUCAUCCUGUGAUCGGUACUCUAUAUUAUACCCGGUACCCAAAAGAUCUAACCCCCGCGUGUCCACCGCCUCACCUUUACCUGAAAUAGUCAGACUUUCGCCAAUCAGGGCACCAAAAAAGUAUCAGACUAAGUCAACAAAACGAACGCAUCUUAGGGUAAAUAUGCCCAGCCGAAGAGGAAAUCCGAGCUCCAGUGCUUCGGCGCUGUGUACAAUUGUUUGACUGGGCGACGAUCGACGCUACAUUACAUCAAUAUGAACAUUUUUGCAUGAUAAUAAAAAGAAACUAAUCUCUCAUA
This is a messenger RNA of Magallana angulata, 5343 nucleotides long. RefSeq names its product protein qui-1-like. Bases 330 to 5267 code for a protein of 1645 amino acids. NCBI's taxonomy places the organism in Eukaryota, Metazoa, Mollusca, Bivalvia, Ostreida, Ostreidae. The record is from RefSeq and is a predicted model, not a curated record. The transcript has 25 exons. Gene Ontology annotation, molecular function: protein binding.